AUGGCUGCCCCCCUCAUUAGCGAACCUAGCAAUGGCGUCAGGGUCUACGGCUCCCAAAUCUUCACCGACCUCGACUCGUACUUGGGCAAGGCCGCAGGCCAUCAGGGAACGACGUUCGUCCUCGAAACUCCGGCGCGAACGUCAACAUCCGAUGACCUAGUCGUCUCUAUUCUCAACACGGCCAAAAUAGCAUACGCAGCACGGUGGAUUUCAUUCGCGAUAAGCCUCAGCCACAUGAAUCAAACGCAGAGCGAGGAAUUUGUUCGCGAGAGUUGGCGCACUGCGAGGAGAAACAUGCUUAAGCUUCUCACUAGAGCGACUUGCCGAUCAGUGCUGGCUUUAUAUUUGUUUUCUCAAACUCCUAUUCCGACAGGGAUAUCUGAGGAAGAGAUCUCGGAUGGCAUUAGUGGUGUAGUGUGCAUCCAUGCUGCUCUCUCCCAAGUUCAGAACCUUCGUGACAGGCGGGUAGGAACCCACGUAUCCACCGAGUUCCUCAAUCUUGAGAGCAGAAUAUACUGGGCAGCCAUAGCAUGGGACACCGCGAACUCUUUAGUGUCCAACUUGAGGUCAUCUUUGACCUCCGGGCUGAAAGGAGCUUGCCUAGAGCCGGUAUGGAUUGUAGUCAGAGCCUUCCUCAAAAGCUCGUUCCAGCCCAAGAUCCAGAGGUGGCGGGCAGGGACGUUAGAAGACACUGAUGAAGUUGCUUGCUCAAUAUUUUCGGGUGCGGCAGUCGGAAAUUUGUACUUCUGGAAAACCAUCACAUCUCUCAAGGAAGCUGUGAGGGAGGGAGUGGAUGAGACGACCCUUCAACUCACUUGGAAAUCGCUACUUGAUGCCCUCAACAUAUGGGAGAACUCGAUUCGUCCGCUUCUCGAAACAUGUCAAAGACGCCUCAACUUCUUAGACCCAAAGCACCGACUGAAUUGGUUCCAAUUGAGUCUUGAGUAUUGGCUAGGAGUUUUGAUUGUAGUCGAUACACUCGAAAACGCGUAUCGGUCGGACCUCAUACGCCAACUUACGAAAUUGAGGCAAGACGCGCAAUGUGAAAUUUUCAACGCCAUUCAGUAUGGAUUGAAGACAGAUUACAUCUUGCCUCAAUUUUCAGAGAAAUGCGAUCUGCAGUCAAACGGAGACGUUCCUGCUUGCUCAACAUCACUCAUAGGGGUUUACUCGUUCUUCCCGCACUUACUUACUGCUGUUAGGCUCGCACAAAAGGCUGUCGAAAGGGACUACGACGGUCAUAGAAUCAGCCGUGCGGUAUACUGCUCCUUGAUCUCUAUCCUCGUCGAGGCGUUAGGGCAUCUCCCGCCGUUUUCUCGUGGAGUUCAGCAGGCAAAAAUCGUCAUAUCCAAGAAUGGGAAAGAAUUUGGAAGUGGCCUUGAAUCUUCGCUAAAUGGCUCAGCUUCUUGA
Molecule: messenger RNA, 1410 nt
Organism: Colletotrichum godetiae
Lineage: Eukaryota; Fungi; Ascomycota; Sordariomycetes; Glomerellales; Glomerellaceae
Exons: 2
Coding region: 1-1410 (469 amino acids)
Source: RefSeq, a predicted model, not a curated record